This is a messenger RNA of Papaver somniferum (opium poppy), 4559 nucleotides long. Its product is annotated as probable E3 ubiquitin ligase SUD1. Gene Ontology annotation, molecular function: zinc ion binding. The record is from RefSeq and is a predicted model, not a curated record. Gene Ontology annotation, cellular component: endoplasmic reticulum membrane. NCBI's taxonomy places the organism in Eukaryota, Viridiplantae, Streptophyta, Magnoliopsida, Ranunculales, Papaveraceae. The coding region runs from base 1538 to 4333 and encodes 931 amino acids. The transcript is spliced from 15 exons.
CAGAACAUCCCUAUGGGCACCAACUUCUCUGGUAAUUGCUAGUUUAGAAGCCAGAGGGCGACCGGAGUACGUUCAACAUCCGCCUGAUUCCUCCUUACUAAAAACAUUCUUCAUUCUCCAAUCUGUUCUCUCUUUCUCUUUAUAAUUCGUUUUCCAGUUCUCAUUCUCAUCAACAUGAAUUUGCAUGAUUUGGCUAGGAAAUACAAGGAAGAAUCUCGUGGAAUUUACUGAAAAAAAAUACACUGAUGGUGAUUUUGAUUAUGAUGAUGAGGUUGAAUGGAGUUCUCUGUCCACGUCCGCAGAGGAUGUUAUGAAAAAAGCCAAAAUCUUAGAGGAUGAGAAGAAAAAAUCAGGCAUGACAGGAACAAGUCUGGAUACACAAUCAAAUUUUCAUAUGAUUUUUUAGUUUGUGAGAUACUCAGCAAACUCUUAAUGAAGUCGCCAGUGAGGUUCACAUGCCUUUUCAAAAGUUGCCAAUCUUUGAUUGAAAAGGAUCCCUACUACAUUCACUAAAACCAAAUACUCUUUAUUGGAUCUAAUACUACCUUCUGUAGAUGCAUAGGAAUACGAACAGUGAUGCAGUCACAAGUCUAGAUGAAGAAAAAACUAACAUGGAUAGUGAAGAUAGAGCUUCAGAGGAGAAUAUGGCAACUGAGAGGAAGAAAAGGAGAAGCGCAAAUCACAGGAGGAUGGGAUCGAAUCAGACCAGAACGACGGUAUUGAAAUUGCCACUGGAGUGAAGAAGAAAAAGGAUUCCAUAAGCAAAAGCGAUGUUUAAGGUAUGUAACCCAUUCUCUGAGAUACCUGUAGCCGUGCUUCUGCUCCAGAUUUGCUUACUUUAUGGUGUUGAACUGCGGGAAACAGUUGAAGCUCUUCUCCCUCAACGGAUAACUGCCUUUUGCUGGGCUCUUGGCUUAAGUGGUUUCUUGUGUUUUAAACCUGAGGACCUUGGUGGUCAGAAGAAUGUGAAAUUGGAAAGGCAGCAGGACAAACUGCGUGAUGGACUCAUUGCUGCUCAAGAUCCAAAUAAAAAUAUUUGCACCUCUAAUGGCUCAACUUUUGUACUACGUGUUGUGUUGUUGGUCUUUCUGGCAUGGAUAAUGUUGCUCCUGUUCAGUUCAUCUUUGAUAAUCGUAUCCCUACCACUAAGACGUGUACUGCUCAGUUCCCAUUUCUAAUCUCCCAAUAACUCAUGGCAUCAAGAGCAACGAUCUCCAUGCCUUCUUUAUUGGAAAUGUUUCCAUCUGGACUUCUUUCACUGGAGCAAGAUACUUCGUGGAGCGCUUUAAAGCAGGGAAAGGGCAUUUACAGUUCAGCGUAUCUGCAAGUCAUUUUGUAUCAUCAUUAGGGGUUCUAUUCUACUAUCACUCCGGACGAGACGCGCCCGUACGAACAGAGAGAAAGAAAAUGGUGGGAGGGAGAAUGAAUAGCAGGGAAAUGGGUUUUCGUUUCUUUCUACGAAAAAAACUUCUUACACAGAGACCAGUAGACUAGUAGUCAAGGAAGAGGAAUCAGGAGCCAAAUAGAGAGAGUGAAAAUGAGAAGAAGAUUAGAAGAAACCAGAGAAAAGGAGAUACUAGAACAAGAAGAAGAAGAUGAAGAAGAAGAAGAAGAAGAAGAAGAAGAAGAUGAAGAUGAAGAAGAAGAGGAGCAGAUUUGUAGAAUUUGUCACAGCCCUGGUGAUUCUAAAAACCCACUUAAGUAUCCUUGUGCUUGUUCUGGGAGUAUCAAAUUUGUUCACUCUAAAUGUCUCCUCCGCUGGAUGAAGCAACGCAUCACUCUUAAAUGCGAGGUGUGUAAUCAUAAAUAUCCGAUGCAUCGUGUUUAUGCUGAAAAUACUCCAACAAGAUUACCUCUCAGAGAGUUUGUGAGCGGGAUUCCAAUGCAAGCAUGUCGUAUUGUGCGCCUCUGUGUCCGGAUUUGUGUUUCAGUUCUAAACCAACUCCUCAUGCUACCAUAUAUCUCAUUUUGGAUAUGGCGUUUGAGUUUAGCAAAUGGCCUUUCUGAAGGAAUACAAGUAUUACUUCACAGUCAUAUGUCUCCUUCAUCAUUUAUGAUGAUGGACUGGUUGUAUGCCCUUCUAAUUGGCAAUAUUGCCUUAUUAUUUCUCAUGUGGUUAAGUGGCUUUGAUGAGCAAUUCGCUCAUAUUCUAGCUCCACAACCAGGUAAUAGGAAUCAUAAUGCUGAAGAAAUUGGUGAAGAUGCUGGGGUGGAACAGCAAGCUAUUGCUGGUGUAAGAGAUGCCGAUCUUGUCGAACUGUUAUUAACAGUGUUGAUAGCUCUUCUUCGGUAUUUUCGUGGAUUGAUUAUUAGUAUCUUCAGGCUUGCUGUUCAUGAUCCUGUAAGAAGGACUUUUAUUUAUCUGGCUACGGGUACCUCAUAUUUUUUGCUUAGCAAUAACGUGCAGCGUGCGCUGAGAAUUUUGGGGCUCAUUGGACAAAUAGUCCUGCUUUGUCUUUCAUGGCUUUUCUUCGCAGCUUCAUCGAUUUUCACACCAUCUAUAAAGUCAGCACUCUAUAUAGAAAAUAACUCAUUGAAGAAUGCAUCACUUGUCAUUACAAAUUUAUCUGCUGAGAUUCAGAAUGAUAGCCUCCUUUCAUCUGCUAUAGACUGGACCAGUACUGGACCAGGAGAGGACUUAAGAAGUGUUGGCAUACCACUUUUAGUGUACCCAAGCUCAGGCCUGUAUGAUGUUAUUACUCUUGCUACUGGAUAUACAGUCGCUGCGCCUUUGGUCAUCUUUGUCCUUGGUGUCCCUAGAAGAAGAAUUGCAUCAAAGAUACAUUACCGUCUGAGGAAACUCCUGACUGCAAUGACAAAUCCUUUCUUUCUGAUAAUUCAUCUUGGGGUUCUUCCUUUGGUGUAUGGUUGGUGGUUAGAUGUCUGUACCAUCACGGUGCUUGGGAGGUCAAUUUCUGAUAGGGUGGAAUUCUUUUCAGAAUACCCUUUAUUUAGCUCUUUAAUGCAUUGGACGAUAGGAAUCAUGUACCUGUUUCAGAUACACAUUUCAACUAGCCAUGUUCGAAGGGUUUCGCGCAAUGAAGUUCUAUACUUUUUUCACGACUUAGCAGAACCAAUUCACAUCAUUUUACGUGGACUUACGAGUGACGUGCGAGUUCAAGCUAGUAAACUUCUGUUCUCCAUUGCCGUUAAUGGCAUUUUGAUAGUAUGCCUGGUAUAUUUACCAGUUAUACUAACCAUGCGAUUAGCAUCAACUAUCUUCCCUCUGCAUAUGCCGGUAUCUGACCCAUUCACUGAGAUUCCUGUAGUCAUGCUCCUGCUCCAGAUUUGCUUACCUUAUGCAAUUGAACUGCGGGAAACUGUUGAAUCUCUUCUCCGUCAAUGGGUUACUUCAGUUUGCUGUGUUCUUCGCUUAGUUGGUUUCUUGUGUUGUAGACCUGAGGACAUUGGUGGGCAUGAGAAUGUGAAAGUGGAAAGGCAGCAAGACAGACUGUGUGAUGGACUCAUUGCUGCUCAAGAUCCAAACAAAAAUAUUUUCAUCCCUAUUGGUUCAUCUUUGAUAAUUGUAUCCCUACCACUAGGACGAAUCCUGCUCAGUUCCAUUUCUAAUCUCCCAAUAUCUCAUGGCAUCAAGUGCAACGACCUCUAUGCCUUCUUUAUUGGAAAUGUUUCCAUCUGGACUUCUUUCACCGGAACAAGAUACUUCAUCAAGCACUUUAAAGCAGGGAAAGGGCAUUUACAGUUCAGCGAUAUCUGCAAGUCGUUUUGCAUCAUCAUUAGGGGUUCUGUUCUACUAUCACUUUGGAUCAUUGUCAUUCCCCUGUUAGUCGGGCUUUUAUUUGAGUUUUGGUUCAUGGUGCCAAUACGAGCAUUGGUGGUUGAAGCCCCAGUUUUAGCCUUGUGUCAGGAUUGGGCAGUAGGAUUCUUCUUCUUUAAGCUGUGGAGGACACUGGUUGUGCUGAACCAUAGAAGUGUUCUGGUGGAUGAAAGCUGGCGGAUUAAGUUUGAGAGGGUGAGAGGAAAUGAUGUCUUGAAGCUUCCAAGGCGUUGGAUGCUGCAGGAGAUACUGAUCCCAAUCAUUAUGAGUCUGUUGAUGUUUCUUUGUCCUCCCUACUUUGCAAGAUGGAUGCUUGGGUUUCCGGUAACAGUAAACGCAACUGUCGAUCUGUUUACUUGGGUAGCCUAUGUGACCAUAAUUGUAGUGUCUUCCUGUGCCAAAAGAUUACCUGUUUGGAUCACCACCCUUCACAAUUCCAUCCGAGAUGACCGUUAUUCUGGUUUUGGGCUGCAAAAUUUUGGUGAAGCAGGAGUGGAUUGCGAAAAUGAGACUGGUAAGUUGGUGAGAUGGCUAUCAGAGUCUCGAGGACGCUAGUGUGUGUCGAAUAAUUAAUGUCAGCAAGGAAGUAUCAUAAGAAUCAAAGGUGUGUUUAGCUGUUUAGUUGUUUUGUUAAUAGGGAAAUUUUGAGAGAGGUUGUAAAUAUUCAGAAGAGGUAGAAGGUUGCAUAACUACUAGUUUUGAAGGUUGUACUUGAAAGUACUGAAACAGAGAAGUGAAACUCUUGUAUUGGAAUUGUGAAAAAUUGUGAAUUUUUUUAAAA